Messenger RNA from Penicillium crustosum, 945 nucleotides. RefSeq lists its product as uncharacterized. Lineage: Eukaryota; Fungi; Ascomycota; Eurotiomycetes; Eurotiales; Aspergillaceae. Gene Ontology annotation, molecular function: nucleic acid binding. Bases 1 to 945 code for a protein of 314 amino acids. The record is from RefSeq and is a predicted model, not a curated record. The transcript has a single exon.
AUGCCGCACUCGCACAUCGUACCGGGCGGAUCAUUGCAAGUUGCGGUCAGCAGUUCAGCACGAAACGGCCUCGUAGGUUUUGGGGUGGCGAUCAAGAAACAGCCACCUCGAUAUCGGAAGCUGAAACUGAAGACCUUUUCCACGACACUAGGCCCAAGAUUAGAGCAAAAUCCGUUCUCCGCGGAGCUAGCAGCACUGGCACACACAUUGAAAAUGCUAGUGGGACUGAAAGACUACAGGAUCACGCUGCUCACGAGCAACAAAGCAGCGGCCCUCACGAUGAGGAAUCCUCGGCAACAGUCGGGCCAGGAGUUCGUCUGCCAAUCGUACAAGUUGAUGAAAAGGCUGCGGAGAAACGGAAACCACAUCAAUAUCCUAUGGGUCCCUACCAGCGCGGACAAUAAACUGCUAGGUCUGGCCAAAGGGCAAGCCAGGACCGCGACCCAGAAGGAUGCCGCCCUGCAAAAACCUGCCCCCAGAAUGAAGUCGACAACGCUGAAGAUCGCUCGGUCUCAUGCGGCUCCCAGCAAUAACUUGCCGGAGAACGUAGGAAGACACGUGAAAAGAGUAGAUGCAGCACUGCCAGGAAAGCACACUCGACAGCUGUAUGAUCGAUUGACGUGGAAGGAAGCGAGCGUACUGGCCCAACUCCGGACUGGCAUGGCCAGACUCAAUAGCUAUCUCUGUCGGAUCAACGUGGCAGACACGAAUCAGUGUGCAUGUGGACAAGCGAGUGAGACCGUGGAACACUUCCUCUUCCGAUGUCGGAAGUGGACCACACAACGAAUAGCACUGCUGCAAUGUAGCCAAACUCACCGAGGAAAUCUCUCCUUCUUUCUGGGCGGGAAAUCGCCUUCUGAUAAUCCGCAUUGGACGCCGAACUUGGAAGCUGUGCGAGCCUCAAUACGAUUCGCGAUCGCAACGGGCCGACUCGACGCCACCUAA